UGAGCCAAAACGAAACAAAACAAAAGAAAAAGAAGGAAAAGGAAGAAAUCCACCAGCACCACAUGCGCCAAUAAAAUCCUCCAAAAUCCCAAUAGUUCUUCUUCUAACUAUACAAUCCAGUUCCACCACCCGCCAUUUUCCCAACGAUAUUAUCCACAUCCUUGCUGCCCAUCACUUUCCCAUCAUCCAAACACACCCUUCUUAUAUUUCCCUUUUGUCCCAGCUCAACAAGAUUGUUAAUUUUCCCCUUAAAUAGAGGUGAAAAUUUUGUAAUCAAAUGCACUGGAAUUGAUUCCAUAUGGUGGCAUGUCUCUUAUCGUGCCACGUGUCCAUUGUCGACAUGAAUCGGUUGUCUCCUGUCACCGGAUUACUGCCGUGUCUAUGUUCGUAUAAGCUUAGCAGAGAUGCCCACCUCGUGGGUUUUAGGUUUGGAGUUGAUUUACAGAGGAAGGAGCGGUUGAAGAGGAAGCCUAAGCUUGUUGUGAGUGCGGACUUGUCAAGGGCUUUCUCCUUGAGUUUGGGUUUGGACUCUCAGUCCCAUGAUCCGUCACAGUUGCCUUGGAUUGGUCCAGUUCCUGGAGAUAUUGCUGAAGUUGAGGCGUAUUGUAGAAUAUUCAGAACAUCUGAACGGCUUCAUACUGCAUUGAUGGACGCAUUAUGUAAUCCUGUGACAGGGGAAUGUAGUGUUUCAUAUGAUUAUGAGGAAAAACCAUUGUUGGAAGAUAAAAUAGUGUCCGUGCUUGGUUGCAUGCUAUCACUUUUAAAUAAAGAAAAAAGGGAUGUUCUUUCUGGAAGAUCUUCGGUCAUGAAUUCCUUUCAUGCCACAGACGUAAGCAUGAUGGAGGAUAAGCUUCCGCCACUUGCCAUUUUUAGGAGUGAAAUGAAAAGGUGUUGUGAGAGUUUGCAUGUUGCUCUUGAAAACUAUUUGACACUUGAUGACGAUCGGAGCUUGGAUGUAUGGAGGAAACUACAGAGGCUGAAGAAUGUAUGCUAUGAUGCUGGCUUCCCCCGUUAUGAUGAUUAUCCCUGUCAUACACUGUUUGCAAAUUGGAAUCCUGUUUAUUUAUCUACUUCUAAAGAAGAAACAGCAGCCAGAAAUUCUGAAGUUGCCUUUUACAGGGGUGGUCAGGUGACAGAGGAAAGUUUGAAUUGGUUAGUGGAGAAAGGAUUCAAGACUAUCAUAGAUCUCAGAGCAGAAACCAUAAAGGAUAACUUUUAUCAAGCAGCUGUAGAUGCUGCUAUUUUGUCUGGGAAAGUUGAAUUGAUUAAAAUCCCUGUUGAAGUUAGGACAGCACCUUCAGUGGAGCAGGUUGAAAAGUUUGCAUCUUUGGUUUCAGAUUGCAGCAAAAGGCCCAUAUAUCUUCACAGUAAAGAAGGGGCAUGGAGGACUUCUGCAAUGAUCUCCAGAUGGAGGCAGUACAUGACACGUAGUGCAUCUUACUUUAGUACUCCCAGUGAUAUGGUGCCAAAAGGUACAAAUGAAACCAGAGAAUUCCAGGCACCUUCUAUUGCAGGAGAGAAGUCCCUCCUGGAACAGAAAAAUGGAUCACUGCAAGAGGUUGUCGAUGAACUUAAUGGUUCAAAUGGAGUGUCUCAUGAAGUCAUAUCUCAAAUUAAGGAUGAAAUGGACCAAAGCCUUAAUGGGGCCUACAACGAUCUUGUCUCUGAUCAGGGCACAACAUUCAUAAAAACAUUUGAUAAUGUUGGAAGAUAUUCAGCUAACAUUUGCAGAGAAACAGAUCCUCUAAAGGCUCAAAUUCCUCCUUGUGAUAUCUUCUCCAAAGCAGAGAUGUCCAGAUUUUUUAGGACUAAAAGAAUCUCGCCUCCCACUUACUCGAAUUAUCAGUUUAUUAAGUCGAACAAGUUGCCUUUUUCAAGAGAAAAACGUGUUAGAAUGGUGCAAACAAGUGAGAUUGUGAACACUGACGAUGUGUCAGGGCUUGAGAAGACAAAAGGAUCCAAUGGAUCAGUUAGUAUUGAAAAUCUAUCUUCAAAACUUGAGAGCUCUUCGGUCGAAACUCAGAGUCAUCUGAAAAGCGGUAGUCUUGCAUCUAUUGAGUCAGAUUUGUAUGCAUUUGGUGAAGAGAAGAUAUAUUCUGUUCCUGAAACUAAUGUCAAUGCGACUUGGAAGGGCAGCUUAAAUAAGCAUGAUUCCAAAUAUGUUGAGGAGGUUCAUACAAAAAAUGGAGUGAAAUCAGGCUUUAGUGAUGACGAGAUGGGCUCAAUUGAAGGAGACAUGUGUGCUUCUGCAACCGGUGUUGUAAGAGUGCAGUCAAGAAGAAAAGCAGAAAUGUUUUUGGUAAGAACAGAUGGUUUUUCUUGUACGAGAGAAAAGGUUACUGAAUCUUCCUUGGCCUUCACUCAUCCUAGUACUCAGCAACAGAUGCUUAUGUGGAAAUCAACACCAAAGACUGUAUUGCUGUUGAAGAAACUGGGGCAGGAACUCAUGGAAGAAGCCAAAGAGGUUGCCUCUUACCUUUGUCACCAAGAGAAAAUGAAUGUGCUUGUUGAACCUGAAGUUCAUGACAUAUUUGCUAGAAUCCCAGGGUUCGGAUUUAUUCAGACCUUUUACAGUCAAGAUACCAGUGAACUUCAUGAAAGGGUUGAUUUUGUGGCAUGCUUGGGGGGAGAUGGGGUUAUACUCCAUGCAUCAAAUUUAUUUAGAGGUGCUGUUCCCCCUGUUGUAUCCUUUAAUCUUGGAUCUCUUGGAUUUCUCACUUCUCACAGUUUUGAAGACUUCAAGCAGGACUUAAGACGAGUCAUUCAUGGAAAUAACACACUGGAUGGUGUUUAUAUAACCCUUAGAAUGCGCCUCCGCUGUGAAAUAUUUCGCAAUGGUAAAGCAGUUCCUGGGAAAGUUUUCGAUGUCCUAAAUGAGGUGGUUGUUGACCGGGGUUCUAAUCCGUAUCUUUCUAAGAUUGAAUGUUAUGAACAUGACCGACUUAUAACCAAGGUUCAAGGUGAUGGAGUCAUAAUAGCCACACCUACCGGAAGUACUGCUUACUCUACAGCUGCAGGAGGUUCCAUGGUGCAUCCAAAUGUUCCUUGCAUGCUAUUUACCCCAAUCUGUCCGCACUCUCUCUCAUUUAGGCCAGUCAUACUUCCAGAUUCUGCAAGGCUUGAAUUAAAGAUUCCAGAGGAUGCUCGAAGCAAUGCAUGGGUUUCUUUUGAUGGGAAGAGAAGGCAACAACUUUCAAGAGGGGAUUCUGUCCGUAUAUAUAUGAGCCAGCACCCACUUCCAACAGUCAACAAAUCUGACCAAACAGGAGAUUGGUUUCGCAGCUUGAUUCGCUGCCUGAACUGGAAUGAGAGGCUAGAUCAGAAGGCCCUUUGAAAGUUCUGAAACUGAAAAGAAGCCUAUUCCUUUUCCAUUACACGAUUGAGGUUUGUGUAAAUUACUGUACAGAUUGUAAAUUAUAAAAGAACCACAGAAAAUUUUACUAAUACUUGAGUUAAAUGCUAUUCAUCACAACAUAGGAUCCCAUGUGAAGGGUUUGCCCUUUUCUUUUUUUAAUAAAACAGAUGAAUCAUUGUAUUACAUAGGGUCAACAAUUAUUGAUAUAAAAUAUAAUUCACAGCUCCUCUAGAUCUAAA
Messenger RNA from Manihot esculenta (cassava), 3594 nucleotides. RefSeq names its product NAD kinase 2, chloroplastic. The coding region runs from base 299 to 3334 and encodes 1011 amino acids. Gene Ontology annotation, biological process: NAD+ metabolic process; NADP+ biosynthetic process. NCBI's taxonomy places the organism in Eukaryota, Viridiplantae, Streptophyta, Magnoliopsida, Malpighiales, Euphorbiaceae. The record is from RefSeq and is a predicted model, not a curated record. Gene Ontology annotation, molecular function: NAD+ kinase activity. The transcript has 8 exons.